Messenger RNA from Boleophthalmus pectinirostris (great blue-spotted mudskipper), 3794 nucleotides. RefSeq names its product soluble guanylate cyclase 88E-like. The record is from RefSeq and is a predicted model, not a curated record. Gene Ontology annotation, cellular component: guanylate cyclase complex, soluble. NCBI's taxonomy places the organism in Eukaryota, Metazoa, Chordata, Actinopteri, Gobiiformes, Gobiidae. Gene Ontology annotation, molecular function: oxygen sensor activity; heme binding; guanylate cyclase activity. Bases 174 to 2507 code for a protein of 777 amino acids. The transcript is spliced from 19 exons. Gene Ontology annotation, biological process: cGMP biosynthetic process; response to oxygen levels; nitric oxide-cGMP-mediated signaling.
GUUUAUAUAUGCUUUGUUGGCCUUUCAGACAGUCCCUGUGGGUUGCACCACUGAGAAGUAGACAGUUUCAUUGCUCUGCCAGUGGAAAAGGGAGAGAGAAGAGGAGGAAAGGCAGUCGGUGCCUCUGGGAAGAAGUCAAUCAGUGGAGCUGUUUUGGCAGAGUUUGAGAGGAGAUGUAUGGGCUGCUGUGUGAGAGCCUCCAUGACUUUAUCAAGGAGUCCUAUGGAGACGAUGUGUGGAAGCUGGUCCGGGAGAGGGCGGAUGUCAGGCUGCACUCCUUUGUCACUCAUCAGGUGUACAGUGAGAGUGUGAUUCCGCGCAUCGCAAAGGCAGCCAGCGGAGUGACAGGAACACCUUACAAUGAGCUCAUGAACUCCUGGGGUGUCUACUUCCUCGGCUUUGUGGGGAAGUAUGGAUAUGACAGGAUUUUGAAGGUGUUGGGUCGUCAUGUGCGUGACUUUGUGAAUGGCCUGGACAACCUUCACGAGUACCUGCGCUUCAGCUACCCAAAGGUCCAGCCCCCAACCUUCUUCUGUCAGGAGGAGUCUGCUACUGGAGUCACUCUGCACUACAGGAGCAAACGUAAGGGCUACCUGCACUACGCCAUGGGGCAGCUGAGGCAGAUGGGGAAACAGUUCUACGACACAGAUAUUCACGUGGAGGUGCUAUCUGAGCAGAUGGUCGGAGAUUAUUCUCAUGUCACUAUGAGGUUGAACUUUGACAACUCUGCAUACCGCUACAUCAUGAAGGAGGAUGAAGAGGAGCAGGAGAUUUUGCCAAUCACGUCAGAUUUUUUCUUUGAGGUCUUCCCUUUUAAUAUAGUCUUUAGACAGGACAUGGUGGUGCACAAUGUUGGCUCUGGACUGGCCACUGUCUUCCCUGAUUUGGAUGGGAAAAAGAUCAAUGAUGCAUUUUUGCUGGCUCGACCCCUAGUGGAGUUUACAUGGAACAUGAUUAUUUCCCAUCCCAACAACUUGUUUGAAAUCAUGUCCAAGGAGCCGGUGAAGAGGGAGAGGAACCUGCACAACCGUGUCCAGAGUAAGAGGGGCAGCCAUGUAAACCCUCGCAUCGAUUCAGACUAUGAAAAUGUAAACCGCUCGGCCGAUGUUGACGUGGAGCUCAUGGCUUUCCAAUCCAUCAUUGGAGAUGAUUACAAAGACGGUAACAGCGCUAAUGCGAUGGAGAGCUGGGGUGAUGGCAGCCGCUGCCUCAAACUCAAAGGACAGAUGAGAUACAUGCCUGAAUGGGAGUCCAUCAUCUUUCUGGGAACGCCUGUUAUGGAGAGUCUGAGUGCUAUGUUCAAAACAGGUCUAUACAUCAAUGAUCUUAGUAUGCACGACUCCAGCAGAGACCUGGUGCUGGCUGGAACUCAACAGUCUGAGGAGCUGAAGAGAGCACUCAUACAGGAGCAGAAGAAGUCCAGUAAGUUGGAGGAGAGCAUGAAGAUGUUGGACUAUGAGAUGAAGAAGACCGAUGAUCUUUUGUACCGGAUGAUUCCUAAACCAGUGGCUAAGAGGCUGCGCAAAGGAGAGCCUGCUGUCAACACAUGUGAGGUGUUUCCGGAUGUGACCAUUCUGUUCAGUGAUGUUGUUGGGUUCACUCGUAUUUGCAGCCACAUCACCCCCAUGCAGGUGGUCUCCAUGCUCAACACCAUGUACACGCUGUUUGACACUCUCAGUGAGAAGCACCGGGUCUUCAAGGUAGAGACUAUUGGAGAUGCCUACAUGGUUGUUGCUGGAGCUCCAGAAAAGACCAAAUAUCACGCCCAUAACAUCUGUGACAUGGCUUUAGACAUGGUCCGCUCCAUUGACCACCUCAAAGACCCCUCUAAUGGGAACAACAUACAGAUCAGAGUUGGUAUCCACUCUGGGAUGGUAGUAGCGGGUGUGGUGGGUCAUAAGAUGCCCCGGUAUGGUCUCCAUGGUGACACUGUCCACACUGCAUCUGCUAUGGAGAGCAAUGGGAAGGAAAUGCAUAUCCAGCUGAGCAGUGCCACCUAUGAGCACCUCAAAGGAAGCCACUUUAUUUUUGAGAGGAGAGGAAUCAUUACCAUCAAGGGAAACGUGGAGAUUGAGACAUACUGGCUGAAGGGGAAGAGGGACAAGGAUGGUAACGCUCAGGCAGCUUGUCCACAGUUCGAGACCCAGACCAUCAGUAAAGCCAUCAGCAAAGCCACUAUCUCCGACCCCGAGGCCACAGGGGAUGAGGAGGGGCUGGUGUUCCCGCUGGUGGCCGGGGAGGACGAGGAUGAUGUGAAGUCUAUUCGCUCCCACCGCAUCAAGAUGGAGAUUUCAGGCAAUUCUCUGGAGGAGUCGAUAGAGGAGAGCCACUUGGAAGAAAUGUCUGUGCAUAAGUCCCACUUUAAGGAUACGCUGCAGGACCGGCUGGAGGACCCCCACUUGGAGAUGGACUCCCCCAUGUCGGAUGGACGAGACUCUCUGAUGCACUCACGCAGCAGCUCCUGUGACUCCCGUGGCUCCAAAAGUGCAAUGUGCUCUGUCUCCUGAACUAAGGCCAGAGAUUGAUACUGCUAUUUACCCUGUUUGUACCUCUUACUCAACGCACUGACUGUUAGGAACAUUACAUACACUGUGCUAAAGUCCUAGGCAGGUUUAUAUGGCCAUAACAAUAAUAAUAAUUAAUAAUACAGCUUUUUUGGGCACUCAAAGAUGCUUUAGAAACAAAUAGGAAGCAACAGGUAAAAAAAACCUGUAGAAAACAGCGGCGGAAACCAUGGGGGGAAUUCCAGCUUGAACAGGUGAGUUUUUAGUAGUGAUUUGAAGUGCUGCAAUGAGUAAAAUACUGUGUUCAGUGUACACGUAAAGGUGCAUUAUUAACUUUUCUUUUCUGCCACCUGUUUACCUCUAUGAAGAUGUUAUCGUUUUGCCUAGAAUGUUCAAUUACAGAUGCUUUUAUUGUUGGGAAAUACAUAGAAUACAUGCAGUCACGUUGCCUUGUACAGAUCUGACUUGUAACUUGGCCUGGUGUCUACUUGUCUCCCUGGAGAUAGAUAAGUUUAAUAUUAUACGCAGAAACAUUCCAAACAAAGCAUUAACAUCUCUAAGUAGACAAACAAGUACCUCCCCACCAGAAAAUGUACAUAGUGUAAAAGAAAAAAACCCACAAAGAUUCAUUUGAAAAGGCCAAACAUCUGCACUAUAUCUCACAAUGCUAAUGAAGAUAUAUUAUUAAACCUGUCUAAAACUUUUGCACAAUACUGUAGCUGUGUUCAACUUCACGCCUUAUUAAAUCCAUAGGCGACUGAAACCCUUUAUAGCAUAGUACCUAACAAGUUUGUACUCAAGAUAGUACUAAAUGCUAGAUGCCUCUUGUGGCUGUUUGUGGUGUCAAAUUGCACAACAAUAACAUCUCUGUUCAUAUGUUUGGAUAAGCAACAAGCUGAAGGUGAAUAUUUGUUUUUCAGAUUAGACCCUGACAUUUAUCACUACUUAGAAAAGCAAUGGAAAUGUCAGUAGCACAAAUGCACAUUGUAAACGCCACUGUAUCAGGAGUUAUUAUUGUACUUGGUUUCGGUGGACACAGUGUAUUUCCUUUAUACUUCAUUCUGCUGCCACUGUGCACAAACAUAAUCCUGUAUUCAAAUAGCAACACGUUCUCCCAUCGUUGUUUCAUAUCAGCCUUGUCAAAUCACAAUGUAAACAAGUGCCAGCGCCGUGAAAAUAAAGUGUGAUGAUGGCUGAAAGGUGUUUGGAUCUUUGUGUUACUGUCACUCAAAUGAGCGCUCUUUUACUGCCAUUAAACUGACACUGAAUACACAGACUGUAAUUUAUAAU